Exophiala viscosa is the source of this 2063-nucleotide messenger RNA. RefSeq names its product mitochondrial chaperone BCS1. Gene Ontology annotation, cellular component: mitochondrial inner membrane. The record is from RefSeq and is a predicted model, not a curated record. Gene Ontology annotation, biological process: mitochondrial respiratory chain complex III assembly; protein insertion into mitochondrial inner membrane from matrix. Gene Ontology annotation, molecular function: ATP hydrolysis activity; ATP binding. The transcript is spliced from 2 exons. Bases 165 to 1685 code for a protein of 506 amino acids. Lineage: Eukaryota; Fungi; Ascomycota; Eurotiomycetes; Chaetothyriales; Herpotrichiellaceae.
ACGGUCUCGGGCGAAAUACAUUGGAAAUUCUUUAAGUCCGACUCUCCGGUCAAGUUUCUCGGAGUGCGGAUAGACGCUGUUCCGGUCGUCGCUGCGACAGAACUCGUGAAUUUAACCCAUUACUAUCUCAAAUCGGAUGAUACCCGUGACAGGUCGCGAAGGGGAUGCAGAGCGACAAUGGAGUGGUUACGGUCGCUUCAAAGCAACCUACGCCGGUAGCUCGAGGGAACGAUGCCGCGACGCAGAAGGCUGACUUCGUGCGCCUGUUCACUGGGGAAGGGAACAGUACAGAGGGGGGACUGAUCGCGCAGUUGGCGAAUAACCCUCUUUUCACUGCUGGUUUUGGUCUGGCUGGUCUUGGUGCCCUCGCGACAUUCGGUCAACGAGGUCUGCGCAAUGGAGCAGCCCUCUUGCGCCGCCGCCUUCUUGUCGAUGUCGAGAUCAACGUUCGGGACGAUUCCUACCCCUGGUUCCUGUAUUGGAUGACAUUACAUGAAAGGGGAAGAGUGGCCAGCACUGCAGCGCAAGCGAAUCAAGGUGUUUUCGAGUCGUUGCUGCAACGACUUACACCGCGCAUGCGACAUUUGGCCAUCGAGACGGAAAAGCGCGAGCUACCUAACGGUGCCAUCCAUACAAACUUCGCUCUAAUUCCUGGUCCUGGAAGGCACGUCCUGCGCUACCGAAAGGCAUGGAUUUGGGUCAAUAGGCAGAGAGAAGCCAAACAAUUUUCAAUGGACGGAAAACCGUGGGAGACAGUGACCUUGACCACACUGUACUCUCAACGGCAUGUGUUCGAGUCCUUGUUCAAGGAAGCGCACGAGAUGGCUACGCAAGCUGUGGAAGGCAAGACGGUCAUAUACACUGCAUGGGGUACGAAGUGGGAUAAAUUUGGUCACCCUCGAAGCAAACGGCCCUUGGAAUCGGUGAUUCUGGACGAAGGGGUCAAAGAACGAAUUGUCGACGACGUGCAAGACUUCCUUGGUUCUUCGAAGUGGUACUAUGAGCGGGGCAUCCCAUAUCGACGCGGCUACCUUCUCUAUGGACCUCCAGGGACUGGAAAGUCGUCGUUCAUCCAGGCAUUGGCGGGUCAUUUGAAUUAUGAUAUUGCUAUGCUGAAUCUCAGCGAACGUGGCCUCACAGAUGAUAGACUGAACCAUCUACUGACUGUGAUUCCGCAACGCACGUUGGUCCUGCUGGAGGAUGUAGAUGCGGCGUUUGCGAACCGCCGCCAAGUCGAAAGCGAUGGGUACCAAGGCGCCAAUGUCACCUUCUCGGGGUUGUUGAACGCCUUAGAUGGUGUUGGAAGCGCAGAGGAACGCGUUAUCUUUCUCACAACAAACCACGUGGAUCGACUGGACGAGGCAUUGGUCCGACCGGGACGAGUCGACAUGACUGUUCGUCUUGGUGAAGCCACGACAUACCAGAUUGAACAACUCUGGCAGCGCUUCUACAAUGAGGCAGAUCCGGAUGGGGAUGUCAGGGAGAAAUUCUUCAACAAACUUCAGGAGAUUGACGUCUUGCCCGGACCGGAGGCAAAGGUCAGCCGUACCAGUAUGGCUGCUUUGCAAGGACUGUUUCUGUACAAUAAGGGAAAUCCCGAGGGAGCCGUCGAUAUGGCGUGGCAGCUUGCGCCGGGUGAACUGCCGAGCUCUUUAACGCUGACGCGGGCAAAGGCCACGCUGUGAAGUUGGGGAGCAUUUUGUAUCAUCUUUGUAGCUUACAGCGGCUUUCAUUCUUCAGCUAUUGACGACUGUUGGAGAAAUCAGGAAGUGACUGCCAACCUGAAUCCUCAUCGUUUGGGGCCCUGCUAAAAGUUAUCGAAGCCUGUAGAUUUCAACUCCUCGUCCAGAUGAGACUUCAAGUGGGAAUCCUGAUCAUAUGUGAAUUCUGUACCUAUGGAGGAAUUCUGUAUUCUGUAUUCUGUAGUGACGGUAGUCUGGGCGACAAUUCUGUAUCCGAGAGAUCCGCAUCCUGUAUAUCACUCCAUUGUCUGCCCAAAAUUCGAAGCCUAGGGAGCCUCUAACAAUUUAGGUGCGCGGAUCGGCCGCUGAUCUGCCUGAGAA